GGAAAUCCGAUCGUUAUGAGAUUUGUUAAAAUGGUCCACCUACGAUUGUUCGCAGGUCAACCAACUUGGCCAUUAACAGCAGCCCGAGAAUUUUAAGUCCUACUCGGCAGAAUGCUCUCCAAGACAGUAAAUUGUUCUCAUAAAAAUGUGACUCACAAUAUCGCAUUGUAAUAUUCAAUUAAAACACUCGUAGAAAGACUGACUUAUUACGGAAGCAGAUUACAAAAGGACGUAUCAUUCGAUUGAUAUUGAUAUACAAUUAAAAUGGACAACCUGCUGAAAGAGCUAGAGGCUCUAAAAAUUAGGGGUGAUUUCUUCGAGGAUAAUUCCUCGUGGACACCAUGCGUGGAUUUGAUUCAGAGGAGUUUUGUACCGCAAAGAACAAUCGGGACAGAGCGUCCAUGUGAGGAGAAAGACUUCAGAGAGUAUAGGCUUGUUGUAGAAAGAAACUUGCGUAAUGUCAGGUCUAUGCUGCAACAUAUUUCUAGCAGUUCCAGGGAGAAGCACUUCCAGCUGAGCAAUGCCACUGGGAUAGUUAGAGCAUUUGGUAUGAAUCUACUGUUGCUCAUUGGAGAACAUAACAAAAAGAAUAUUUGGAACACAGUCGAGUGUGUUUCUAUUUCCAAAGAAUUACUCACUACUUUCUGUGACCUGUACGCCUGCCAAAGCAUCUCACAAUUUUUGUCAGAGAAUGAGAAUUUGCGCAACUUGUUGCUAAUGUUAAGACCUAAAUUAUUAAAAGAUACCUGGAAGACUUACCCAUCAGCUGUAGCAUGUUACAGAUGGUUUUUACAAGAGCCAGAAAAACCAAUUUUAUUUAAUUAUAUCGGAGAUGUCUUGCCUACUGCAUUAAUUAUUCUUGAUGACUAUUUUCCUGAUAAUGUAUUAAUAGGCCUGGAAUGUAUUUAUCAGAUUAUUCAGCAUUCUUAUAUGAAAAAAGGACUAAUAGAUUCUGGUUAUGCUAAAUUGAUUUAUCAUGCUUUGCAACUUUUAACUCAUCAAAAGGAAGCAAGAUACAUUAUUCCUUUGUAUUCCUGCAUGGCCAGUCUUUUAGCUACCAUGGAACAUUGGGAUAAUACCAUAAAUCUAUUUGAGUGGACAACACGUGAUGAAGUUCUCUCAACUUUGAUAGAGAACAUGGAAUUUGAGCAGAACAUUGAAUUGCGGCAUGUAUAUAUGUUGAGUUUACCUCAACUCAUUACUCAUAUAGGCUGUGCCAAAUGGUGCGGAGCGCUCGUUCGCAUACUUACUGAGUACUGUGAACAUCACACAGAUUUACGGACGUUAAAGGCAACAUUAGAGAUGGCAAAGACAUUUCUCUUAAUGUUUCGUCUACGAGUAGCUGCACAUUGCGCCCCACUUUAUACUGUAUUCUUGAAGUUGCAUUUCGAUCUGACGGAGACACCGGUGUUCGAUCGAGCGAUCAUGCAGAAUUUGGAAGAUUGCAUUUGCAUGUUGUAUCAGCUAUCAUCUAAUGUAGGCUAUACAGUAAUUAAUGACGAUCGAAUGCGUUCGGUGCUCAACAGUAGUUUACCGGUCGUAUGCCAGGGUGGUGAUAUUAAAUAUUUCGAAUAAUUUACGAAAUACCUGCGACAGUAAUUGUAUAUAUAAUAUAUUCUAUAUAAUGUGUGUGAAAAAAUGCGCUCAUCAAAAUAUUAUAUUCUCGUGUAAACUUCUGUAGUGCAGAGAUAAAAGUGAACCGUGUUA
This is a messenger RNA of Cyphomyrmex costatus, 1707 nucleotides long. Its product is annotated as TELO2-interacting protein 2. Gene Ontology annotation, cellular component: cytosol; TTT Hsp90 cochaperone complex; nucleus. NCBI's taxonomy places the organism in Eukaryota, Metazoa, Arthropoda, Insecta, Hymenoptera, Formicidae. The coding region runs from base 265 to 1575 and encodes 436 amino acids. The record is from RefSeq and is a predicted model, not a curated record. The transcript is spliced from 5 exons.